AUGGAAAUGAGGAAAAAUAAAAAAAAUAAAAGUUGUAACAAUAAUGAUGAUGGACUAGAUAAAACAUUAAAUGAAAGUAAUAAUGAAUUUUAUAAUUUGAAAAGUUUGAUUGAUUAUAAUGAAUUGAAGUAUAAUACAUAUGCAGAUAAUAACUCUAAUAUUUUAAGUAAUACUUACGAAAAUAUUUAUGAAGACCUUUCUUCGAAUUAUGAUGAUAGCGCAUAUGAAUCAAAUGAUGACUUAACUGAGUUUUAUUUAUAUAACGAAAUUAGUAAUCAUAAGUAUAAUAAUAAUUUAUAUGAUUUUUAUUUGAGUAAAUUCAAUAGUAAUAUUGAAGAAAAAAAUAAAUUAAAUGAGUCUAAUUUAAGUAUUAUUAAUCAAAUACCAUAUAUAUUAAAUAAUGUAGAUUAUAAUAAAAGUAAAAUGAAUAGAAACAAAAAUGAAAACAUGCUUGAAAAAAAUACAUAUGAAAAAAGAAAAGAAAUUUACAAUACAAAAAAUAGUUAUGAAGAUACCUAUAAAUAUGAUAAUAAUCAAGUAGAAAAUAAAAAGAACGAAAAUUUAUCAGAAUUUAAAAGAGAAAAUAAUAUAUUAUGCAAUUCAUUGAAAAUAGAUGAAAAUAUUAUAAAGAAAAAGAAUGAUUUAAAAAAAGGUGGUGAAAAAAAAAAUGACAAAAUAGAAAUAGGAGAAAAAGUAGUUAUUGAUAAUGUAUACUACAAUACCUUAAUUAAUAAAUGUAAUUACACUGUUUCAUGUUAUAUGUAUAAAAAAACUAAUGCAACACAUAUUUAUAGAAAAAAAAUAUUAGUUUUAAAAAAAAAUUUUCUAAUUAUAAAUAAAUUUAAACCUAAUAUCAAUAAUAUUUAUAAAGAUAUACAUAGAGAUAUUUAUGAUAUAUCAUAUUCUAGAUAUAGCAAAAUAUGUAAAAAUUCAAAUAACAUUUAUAAAUUUAGUUUAUAUGCAAGGCGAUUAAGUAGAAAUAAUGCAAGCUCCAACUCUGAUAAUAGCAAUUUUUUUUCCUUAAAAAAAAAAAAAAAAAAAAAAAAAAAUAAUUAUAAAAUACCAAAAGAUGAAUACAAUUUUAACAAUGAACAUAUUCGCUUAGCUAAUCACAAUUUAAAUAUAAUUUUAGAAUUAAUAAAUUUAAUAAAAAUUAUUUCAAUAUAUGGUUCUUUAAAAAAGUAUAUUAAAGUAAUAAUUUAUAAAUAUACAAAAAAUUUAUUUUUAAAAAAUUAUGAAAUAUGCUGCAAUACGCCAAAGUAUUUUGUAUUACUAAAAAAAUUCUACAAUUCUAUAAAUAGAUUCGUUUAUAAUUAUAUUUAUGUAAAUAUAUUAAAAAUUAAAAAUAUUGAAAAACUGAAAUAUAAUUAUAUAUAUGCAAUUAUUGAUGUUGAUAAUUUUUUGUAUUAUUAUAAAUAUGAAUAUAAUAAAGAUAUGUUCAUACCACUCUUUUCUGAUAGACAAAACAAAAUCAGUUUCCAUUUUUACACCGAUUACAAUUUAUACUUAGGAUAUUUUAUAGUUUACAAUUAUGAAAUAGAAAAACAUAUAGAUUUUAAUUUAAAUAGAAAUUGCGAAUUAAAUUUAAGUAUUAUUGAAAACGAUUUUUUUUUAUCAAAAAAAAAAAAAAAAAAUGUAUCAGCACAUAGUACGACGUCAUCAAAUAAAACGGAAAGUUUAUUUGAUUCAUUUGAUAAAUCAGAUAAUAUGAUUUUUAGUAAGCCUUCUUUAUUAAAUCAAAAAAAUAUUAUUUUUGAUAAAAACUAUUUUUUUGUAAGAAAAUUAUAUAAUGAUCAAAAAAAACACAUUCAGAAAAAUAGUAAAUAUAUGGCUAAUUCUAAUGACAAUAUGCAUGUUCAUUUAUUUAUUUAUAAAAGUAAAAACAGAUUUGAAUAUUUAUUACCUUCUAAAAAUACCACUGAUUUAUUAUGCGAUGAAGAUAAUUUAUAUAUGUCUAAUAAUAAUUUAAAUAACAAUUAUCAAUUAAUUAACUUGUUUUUAAAUAAUAUUAAAAGGACUAUGCAAAUAAAAAAUAGAUUUAAUUAUUUUUUGGAAAAAAUAAAUAAUAUAUUGGAAUUUAGAAAUUUUUUUGUUUCCAUUAUUUCAAUUUUUUAUAUAUUUUUUUGUUCUUAUUAUAAAAAUUACAUACAUAUAAUAAUCCUAUUAACCAUUUUAUUUCUUUUGCUAAUAAAUAAUGAUAAGAAUUAUGAUUUUUAUAAAAAUAUAUUAUAUGAAUUUCCUAUUUUAUAUUUAUUUUUUCCUCAUAAAUUAUUAUAUAAAAUUUCUAAAAAGUCGAAUUUAUAUCAUUUGCACACGUUUCUUCAUAUUUUUCUUUUAAAUAAAUUUCCGGUAUUUUUUCAAUAUCUUUAUAAAUAUUACAAGUACAAAUGUAUUUAUUUCUUUGUGUAUACUCCUUCAUAUUUUAACAAAUAUUAUAAUAAUUAUUCUUUUUUUAAAACUAAUGAUUCAGAUAAAAGAAAAUUAUCUGUUGGAAGAGUAGGUAAGAUAAAGAAUAGCAAAAAAAAAAGUAUUAGUGAAGUAUGCAAUUAUCAAUAUAUAAAAAAUGAUACCUUAAAUAAUAAGAAAAAAAUAAAAAACAUGAAUAAUUUAAUGGGAUUAAGUUCAAAUUUUUAUAUAAGUAAUAAUUAUAUAAAUAUGCACUAUAAAAAAAAUGAAUAUAGUAGUAAGUAUGAGAGAUGCUAUAGUGUGAUUAGACAAAAUGAAAUUAAUAAAGAUAUGGAAAAUGAAAUUAAUAAUAUAGGGGAUGAACAAAGCAAAACUAAUAAAGAUGAAAGUUGUCAAUGUAAAAUAAUUAAUAAUAAUGAAAUUAAUAAAAAAAAUAUUUUUAAUCUUAAUAGCAAAUUUAAUGAAAACACUAAAAAUAAUAAUAAUAAAAAGAAUAAAAAUAAAAACAAUCAAAAUGAAAAAAAUAUUAAUGAUAAAUUUUUGCGCAAUUUACGUAAAUAUUUUAAAAACAAAAAUUUAAGUAGCAUUAAUACAAAAAACAGAAUAUUAAGAGGAGACAAAGAAACAAAUAAUAAUGUUAUAACUUCACCAAAUUUUGAAAAAAAAAAUAAUUUUAAAAACAUUGAUAGUACAAAUGAAGAUAAUAUAUAUAAUAAAAUUUUGAAAAAUAAUAAAGUUACUCAUAUAAUUAAAAAUAAUGAGCAAAAAAAAAUAGAAAGUUUUAAUAUAGAUGAAUAUAGAAAUUUGAUUAAUGCAAGUAAUUUAAAUAACUCUAAUAAAAUUAAUGAAUAUACAAAACUAAAUGAAUGUAACUAUAGAAAAAGUUAUUCUGAAAUAAAAAGUAAUUCAUAUAUGGAUAUAAAAAAAGAAGAAAGAAAUAUUUUUAGUGAUAAUGAACCAAAGACAUAUAUAUAUAGUAGUUUAUACCCUCAUAAUCCAUUAUCAAAUAAGGGAAUCUAUAAUGAUCAUAAAAAUAGUUGUAUAGAAAACAAUAAUAAUUUUAAUAAAGAAAUAAUAAAUUAUUCAAGUGCAUUAUUAGAUAGCGAAUUGGGUAUUAAUGAAAUUAUACUAAUGGAUAUAAAAAUAAAAAUUAUGAAAAAUAUGAGAAAUAAUUAUUACGAUUCAAAGAAUGAAAGUAAGAUUGAGAAAAUACAAGAUGAAAGAUAUAAUAUAGAUGAAAAAUAUGAUAAAAGUAGAAUGAAUAAUAAUGGCUUUUAUUUUAAAAUUAAUAAUGAACAUUAUUCUUUUGAUUACAACUUAUAUGAAAAUAAAUAUAUGCAUUGUUGCAAAUUUUGUAAUUAUAAUAGUUUUUCAAGUGAAAAUCAUAGUGCCAAAGAUAUGAAAAGUAAACAAAGAAAUAAUAUUCAUAAAAAUUAUAUAUCAAAUUAUGAAGUAUGUGACCAUAAUAAAAGUUCUUUUUAUAACAUUAAUGAAUAUUUUCCUAAUUAUUUUUACAAUUCUAUUGAAAUGAUAUAUAUUAAUAUAAUAUUGAUUUUUAUUUACUUUUAUUGUUUUUUUAUUAUAACAGUUCAUGGAGGUUUAAAUAACGACUUUCCUUUAUAUUUUUAUUUUUUAAAUAAAAAAAAGAAAAAAGAAAAAAAAAAAAAUUAUAAAGAAAAAAAAAAUAAUUUUUUAGAGCAAAAUGAUGAAAAUUUUAAAAUGUACACAAAAAAAAAAAGUGAUGAAAAAAAGUGUAGGUCUAAUUUUUUAUAUAAAUCAAAACAUAUUUUUGAGAAUUGGAAACAGAAAAGAAAAUUAAUUAAAAAAAACAUAAAAAUUAAUUUAAAUAGAGAAGAAUAUCAUGAUUUUAAUGAUACUAAAAAAAAGGAUUCUAUUGAAAAUGAAGAUUCAUUAUUUGAUGAGAAACAAAAUGAAAAUAAAAAAAUAACAAGGGAUGGUUCUCCUAAAAAAGAUGAAAUAAGCAAUCCCAAAAUGUGUAAGAAUAAAAAUUUAAUCAAUUAUGUUUCACUUAAAGAGAAAGAAUUAGAAUAUAAAAACUCAAAUGAAAAUAUAAAUAUAAUAAAUACAAAACUUUCUGAAAAAGAAAAGCAAGUGGAUAAAAAUGACAGUAAUAAUAAUUAUAACAAAAAUGAUAAUUGUAAGCCAUUUUGUACAUUUAACAAAACAAGUUACUCUACUGAAUUACUCAAUUUACGUAAUGAAAAUUUUGUACUAAAUAAGAAUAUAUCUUUAAAUCAUAAAUUAUUAUCUUCUAAAAACAUUUUAAUGAGUGAAUUACAAUAUAAUUAUAAAAAAAAAUUCGAUAUAAAUAGUAAUUGUUCAAAUGAUCGUGACUUUGUAAACAAAGAAGAAGAAGUUAAUUCAAAUAAAUGUAUAUAUACUGAAAAGAAACAGUAUUCUAACGAAAAUGAUGAAAAAAAAAAGAAACAUUUUAAGUUUUUAGAAAAAUUAAAAGAUAUUAAAGAAGAAAAAAUUACCAAAAUAAAAAAUAUCUAUAACUCUGAAAAAAAAAAUAAACGUUUUAAAAAAGGAUUUAAUAUUUUAAAAAAUAGAAUCAGUAAUGAUAGUAUUUUAGAAAAUUUUAAUAGAUCUAAAGAGAAUUUAAAUGAAGAUGGAAAUGAAAAAGUAAAAAAAGAUGAAAUGGAAAAAGAAAGGACCUAUGAUAAAUAUAUAAAAAGUAACGAACAAUAUUCUCAGAGUUCUAUUAUUACAAUAAAUGAAGAUGAUAAAGAGGAUCAAAUGAAUAUUACACAAAAAAAUAUUAAUAUAAAUAAAAAUAAUGAGGAAAAUAUUGACAAUACAUUAUCAUUAAAAAACGAUUAUAAUAACAAUAAUAUAAAUGACAUCGAAAAUAAAAAUUUAAAAAAAGAUAGUUAUAAGUGUUCUAAUUUUAUUUCAAGAACUUCUUCUUAUAAAGAAGGAAAAACAGAAAUUAAUUUAAUUGGAAAUAAUUAUAAAAAUUCAGAAAUGAAAUAUUUAAAUACAAAUUUGAGCAAUGAUAUAUCUUUAAUUCGCGAAAAAAAAUUAUAUAAUGUAUCUUUUAAUUCUAAAAGUAAAGAAAUGAAAAAUAAAAUUAUUUCUUAUAUGAAAAAUAAAACUAAUAAAGAGAAGAAAAAUAAAAAUGAUGAAACUCUUAAAGAAAAUUCUCUAAAUAAUAUAUUAAACGAAAAAAAGGACUUAAAAAAUUAUAAAGAAAUAAUUAAUUUAAAAGAGAAUAAAAAAGUGUGUAGUUUAGAAGGCAGCAAAGAAGAAAUUAAUUUAAAGGAAGAUAAAGAUAUAAUUUAUUUAAAAGAGAAUAAUGAAAUAAUUAAUAUGAAAGACCAUUAUGAAAUAAUUAGUUUAAAGAAUAAUAACAAAACUAUUAGUUUAAGCAAUGAUAAUAAAAUGUUUAGUUUAAAAAAUGAUUAUGAAAUAAUUAAUGCAAAAAAUAAGAAUAAUAUAAUUAAUUCAAAAGUUUAUAAUAAAUUAAAUAGUUUAAAAAACUUCAGAGAAUUUUUAAAUUUAAAGGAUGAUAAAGAAAUAAUUAAUUUAUUAGAUAAUAAAAGGAGAAAUUUUACUGUAAGUGCAAAUAUGUCUUAUGCAAUUUUGAAUACAAUAAUUAGGAAAAAUUAUAAUUGUGGUAAAUUUGAUAAGGGCUAUUUUAGUGAAUAUGAUUCAUAUAGAAUAUUAGAAAAUAAAAAUAAUAAUAAAUGUUCUCAUUCUAAAAUAAUAUGUGGGAAUUUAGAAAAAGUAAAAAGUAAAUAUACUAAGGGAGAAGAUAAACUUGCAAAUAAAAUAAAUAGAUCAUGUAUAAUAUUAAAUUCUAAUGAAUUUAAAUAUGAAGUACUUAAUAAAUCAGCCACUUUAAAAAAUCAUUUGAAAGAAUAUAAUAAAAACAAUUCGGAACAACAAAAUACAGCAGACAAAAACUAUUUAUCAAAAAAAAAAAGAAAGAUAUUUCUUCAUAUGAAAGAAAAAUUUCUAGAACUUAAAAAUAAGAAUAAAAAAAAAUUUUUUAAAAAUAAAAUAAAAAAAGUAUAUCAUAAACAAAAUUCCAAUAUUAAUAAUGAAUGUGAAGAAAAAAAAAGAAAUACUGCAAAUAGAUAUAAUUUAUUUUUAAAUGAAAUUGUAAAUGAAAAAUAUUUAAAUAAAUUUAAAAAAAGAAUGCUAUUUACAAAUAUGUUAGAAAAAAAUAAUAAUAUUGAUAAGUUGUAUUAUUCAUUGGAUGAAUAUAGUUAUUGUGAUAAUUACAUAAACAGUAAAGAAAAUUCAAAAAAAAAGAAGGAAUAUGAAGUCCUUGAUGAACAUCAUGGUAAUAGAAAUAAUAAAAUAAAUAAAGGGAAUAAUAUAAAUGAUAUAUAUGAAUUAGAUGAUAGUAAAAUGUAUAAGGAUGGAGGAUUUUAUAACGAAUUUGAUAAAAAAAAUAUACCUAAUUUAUCACAAAUUAAUGAAGAUAUAAAUUUAAAUAAGUUACAAGUUUUAAAGAAUUAUAAGAGUAAUAAAAUUUUAAAUAGUAAUAGCAGUAAUAAUAAUAAUAAAUGUGAAUUAAUAACAAAUUUCAAUCAAAAUAUCUUAAAAAAAAAAAAAAAGAGAGAAAAACAUUUCAUAACUGCAAUGGUAAAUAACUUGCAUAAAUUUUUGUUAAAAAAAAAAAAUGACUAUAAAUGUUUGAACAAAAAAAGAAUCUCUCAUAAAGUUUAUUAUAAUUUACUAACAGCUAUUAUUGAUUAUCUCUUAAUUAUAACUAUUACAUACAAGUAUGUUAACAAUAUAUAUAAUAUAUAUAUAUAUUCUAAACAUCUUCAUUUAAAAGCUAAAAAAAAAGAAAAUAAAAGAAAUUUAGAUUUUAAUCAUAUUGUGCGCAUAAUAUAUCAUAAAAAUGUCUUUUCAUCAAAUGCAUAUACAUUAAAUAUAUGUAAGCAUAAGAAUAUAUAUUUAAAAAAAAAUAUAUUUAAACAAAUAUUUGUUCAAAAUAAAAAACAUACGAUAAAAACGAAUGAAAAAUAUGAUGAAGAAAUUUCAUCAGAUAUUAAACUAAGUGAACAAACAGAAAUAAAAAAUAGUUUUGUUCCAAAUAAAUAUUAUGAAGAAAUAAAAGAUAGAAAAAACAUUUUGAGUUUAUAUAAAAGUGCAAAAAGCAAUAUUAAAAUUUUUAUGUCCAAGCAUAUGAUUCUUAAUCAUUAUUUAGAGAAAUUCUUAAAUCUUUUUAAUCAUAAAAAUUUUAACUUGACAAAGAUUGUCAUUGUACUGCUAGGAUAUUUUUCUCUUUUAUUAUUUCCUAUCAAAUUUCACCAUUUGGUUAUUUUGAAAAUAUUACACAUGUAUUAUAAGGGAUUUUUAAGAAGAUACCAUAAAAAUAUUAUCUUAAAUAGUAUCUUAGAAAAAAUAAAAAAUAUUAAAAUAUAUUUAAAGCUACAUAAACCAAUUUGCUCUUUAAGUGAAGAAGAAUACUAUACUUUAAUUGAAGAAAUUAACAAAACAUGUAACCAAUGUUUAAACAUAUCGCAAUUUAAAGAUAUUAAUGAUGAAUAUGAUUUAGCAGAUAUUAUUAUGAAAAAUUUUAGAGAAUUUUCAGAAACUAAAAGAAUAAUAAGGCAUGAAUGGAACUUCAAUCUCUUAAAUAAUUCACCGCAUGACAACACAAGUAUUUUUAAUACGAGAAAUUACACUUUCUAUUAA
Messenger RNA from Plasmodium relictum, 8085 nucleotides. RefSeq names its product conserved Plasmodium protein, unknown function. Bases 1 to 8085 code for a protein of 2694 amino acids. The record is from RefSeq and is a predicted model, not a curated record. The transcript is spliced from 5 exons. Lineage: Eukaryota; Apicomplexa; Aconoidasida; Haemosporida; Plasmodiidae.